AUGAGUGCGGAGCACCGGGUGAUCGAAUCGAACCGGUUAAAGUACCAUGUGCAAUGCCGUCAAGCUGAUAAUGGGUGUCAAUUGAGCCUCCGUGUGGUCUUUCGACAGAAUCUCGAAUACUGGGAGGUUUGGAGGGUGGGUGGAGUGCACAGUUGUUUAACACCCACCAUGUCUCAAAACCAUCGUCAGUUAGACAGCAAUCUGAUCUGCAGGAUCAUCUUGCCGUUGAUUCAGUCCAACCCCUUUGUAAGCAUUUCGAUUUUACAAGGUGCGGUUCAAGCAAGCUAUCACUUCAAACCAUCCUACAGAAAGGUGUGGAUGGCCAAGCAGAAGGCAAUUGCACAAAUAUGUGGGGAUUGGGAAGAGUCGUACAAUAAAGUUUCGAAGUUGCUUCAGGCACUGCAGAGCUGUUUUCCUGGUACCAUUUGUGACCUACGCGUUAAACCGUUCUACGAUGGACACCUUUUGGUAUGUGACUGCAGUAUGUUCGACAAGGUAUUUUGGUCUUUCCCGUCAUGUGUCGAGGCCUUCAAGCAUUGCAAGUCCUUUGUCUCCGUAGAUGGUACACAUCUGUAUGGCAGGUAUGGUGGUGUGUUGCUUAUUGCGGUGGCGCAAUAUGGGAAUAGCAACAUCCUGCCUAUUGCUUUUGCCAUUGUGGAGUCUGAGAGUACCGAGUCAUGGUCGUUCUUCCUAACUAAUCUGAGACGCCACAUCACCCCACAAGACGGCCUAUUGGUUAUCUUCGAGAGCACCGAGUCAUGGUCGUUCUUCCUAACUAACCUCGAAGUCAGCCGCCCCGGCGUAAUACGACGUCUCGUUUAG
Molecule: messenger RNA, 822 nt
Organism: Arachis ipaensis
Lineage: Eukaryota; Viridiplantae; Streptophyta; Magnoliopsida; Fabales; Fabaceae
Source: RefSeq, a predicted model, not a curated record